AUGGGCAGUCCUGGAGUCACUCUGUCUGUCACAGGUCUUCAGGUGAAGGUGAUUGGUAAGACACUGACCUGUAGCACCACCUGUACUCUGACUGACAACCCCACCUACAUCUGGUACAAGAACGGACACAAAGUAAAGGAGGACACUUCCAGCCUGUACUCAGACUCCUUUAGUGAUACAGACAGGUACUCCUGUGCUGUAAAAGGCCAUGAGGAUCUCCACUCUCUUGCAGUGUGUAAGAACUGUUGGAUUGUGACUUACACCCAUCAGAGUAUCUGUGCCUUGAAGGGGUCAACAGUGGACAUAUCCUGCUCUUACACAUAUCCCAUUGAUCAUGAGAUCAAAACAACUUUCUGGUUUACUAAAUGGGAGUCUGAUAUGGAUCCUGAAGAUCUGAGCUCAGUGCCAGGAUAUGAGGGUCAUAUAGAGUACCUUGGGGAUAAGAAGAGUGAGGGUACCCUGAGAAUCACAGACCUGAGAUUGAGUGACUCUGCUGAGUACAGAUUCAGAUUGAUAACAUCUGGAGAAAAGUUUGCUGGCUCACCUGUCUCCCUGACUGUCACAGAUGUUGUGUUGGAGAUGGUUCCUACAUCUGUGUCAGAGAGUGAGAGUGUCACACUGACAUGUAGAACCAAAUGUACGCUGGACCCAAUCGCAGCAUUUAUUUGGUAUAAGAAUGGACAGCCUAUACCAAACAGCAACACCUCCUCUCCUGUCUAUAGCCUAUUCUCAGUCAGCAGUGAGGAUACAGGCAGAUACUCCUGUGCUGUAGAAGGCCAUGAGGAUCUCCCCUCUGCUGAAGAGACUCUCACGGUCAGAUGUAAGUUUAAACCUUUAGUUUGGUAUUAUAACAUUGUAUUGACAGACAUUAGCUCCACAUGAUACUUGAAUUGAUCAUCCUCGAUAAAAGGGUGAAUCUAAGAGUCAUUGUGUGGAGGAGUACAGUUGAAGUCGGACGUUUACAUACA
Molecule: messenger RNA, 968 nt
Organism: Oncorhynchus mykiss (rainbow trout)
Lineage: Eukaryota; Metazoa; Chordata; Actinopteri; Salmoniformes; Salmonidae
Source: RefSeq, a predicted model, not a curated record